CCUCGGCUUAAAAACGGAGUUAUUUAGCGGCUGGAACAAGAAGAGACACAUUUUCGAUACGGGAAAAAAAAGACAAGCAAGAUUUUUAUUAUCUCACUUCAUUUCACGGUGGAUUUUUUCUUAAAUUGCAGCAAAUUAAUUCUUGGGGAUUAUUGUUGGAUCUUUAUAUAUUUUAAGGGAUUUUACUACUUUGAGGCUGCUGUUUAACUUUAGCAGGCAGCAGGUUGGUGUUUCACAAUGAAGCUGACAGGAAUAUUUUUGUUAUUGAUGCUUUGGACCUGCGAGAGUGCCAGGGUCGCAGAAAGUCGAGACGACAACAGCGUGUACGACUUGUUUGAGCUCAUCCAAGUCCCCAGUAAGAACCACGGAGUUACCCUGGUCAAAGGAGACGAUCCAUACAGCCCCGCCUACAAGAUCCUCGAUCCGGACCUGAUCCCCCCGGUCCCCGAUAGCUCCUUAAGGGACCUGAUCGAUACCAUUAAUGCCGAGAGAGGUUUCCUCCUCCUGCUCAACUUCAAGCAAUUUAAGCGGACCAGAGGAAGCCUUCUUACCGUGGAGAAGCGGGACGGCACCGGACCCGUGUUUGAGAUCGUCUCCAACGGCAAGGCGAACACCUUGGACAUAGUUUACUCCACCGAAAACAAGCAACAGGUGGUUUCCAUCGAAGAAGUGGAUCUGGCUACGGGUCACUGGAAGAAUAUCACGCUGUUCGUGCAGGAGGACCGGGCGCAGCUGUACGCGGGAUGCGAGGAGGUGAACACCGCCGAGCUGGAUGCGCCGAUUCAAAGCAUCCUGACGCAGGAGACCCCGGCUGGCGCGCAGCUCAGGGUUGGCAAGGGAGCGGUGAAGGACAGGUUCAUGGGGGUGCUACAGAACGUACGGUUUGUGUUUGGAACAACACUGGACGCUAUCCUCCGCAACAAAGGAUGCCAAAGCUCUAGCACAAGUGACACCAUGAUUCUAAAGAAUCUGAACGGCUCCUCAGCCAUCAGGACAGAGUACACUGGACACAAGACUAAAGACCUGCAGAUGGUCUGUGGCUUCUCCUGUGAGGAUCUGAUCAGCAUGUUUAAGGAGCUGAAGGGUCUUGGUGUGGUUGUCAAGGAGCUCUCUAAUGAACUCCGUCAGGUGACGAAUGAGAACAAGCUGAUUAAAACCCGCUUUGGCAACGACAGUGGCGUCUGCAUCCACAACGGUAUUGUACGCAAGAACAGAGACGAGUGGACCGUCGACGACUGCACCGAGUGUACUUGUCAGAACUCUGCUACUGUGUGCCGCAAGAUUUCCUGCCCUCUGAUCCCCUGUGCCAACGCCACUGUUCCCGAUGGAGAGUGCUGCCCACGCUGUGGAACACCGAGCGACUCUGCAGAGGACGGCUGGUCGCCGUGGUCUGAAUGGACCCAUUGUUCCGUGUCUUGUGGGCGGGGCAUCCAGCAGCGUGGGCGUUCUUGUGACCGUAUCAAUAACAACUGCGAGGGCACCUCUGUGCAGACCCGCGACUGCUACCUCCAGGAGUGUGACAAACGCUUCAAGCAAGACGGCAGCUGGAGUCAUUGGUCACCCUGGUCUUCCUGCUCCGUCACCUGUGGCGAUGGUGUCAUCACCAGGAUCCGCCUCUGCAACUCCCCCACCCCUCAGCUUGGAGGCAAAGAAUGCGUGGGAGACGGCCGGGAAACUGAAAAAUGCCAGAAAUCUCCGUGUCCCAUCAAUGGUAACUGGGGACCCUGGUCGCCCUGGGAUUUGUGCACUCUCACCUGCGGGGGUGGCAUCCAGACUCGUAAGCGUCUGUGUAACAAUCCAGCUGCACAGCAUGGUGGUAAAGAGUGUAUUGGUGAUGCCAUAGACAGACAGAUGUGCAACAAAAAAGCCUGCCCAAUUGAUGGGUGCUUGUCCAACCCCUGCUUCUCUGGAGCCAAGUGCACCAGUUUUCCCAAUGGUUCCUGGAAGUGUGGGAAGUGUCCAGUUGGCUACUUUGGGAACGGCAUCAAGUGCAAAGAUGUUGAUGAGUGCAAGGAAGUCCCAGAUGCUUGCUUUGAGUUUAAUGGUGUCCAUCGCUGUGAGAAUACCGAUCCAGGUUACAACUGUCUGCCCUGCCCUCCCCGUUACUCAGGACCCCAGCCAUUCGGCCGUGGUGUGGAGCAAGCUGCUGCUAAUAAACAGGUGUGCACACCCCGUAAUCCCUGCCUUGACGGAAGCCACGAGUGCAACAAAAACGCCCGCUGCAACUAUCUGGGACACUUUUCUGAUCCCAUGUAUCGCUGUGAGUGCAAGCCUGGAUAUGCUGGCAAUGGUCAUAUAUGUGGAGAGGACACAGAUCUGGAUGGAUGGCCCAAUUCUGAUCUGGUGUGUGUGGAGAAUGCUACCUACCACUGCAAAAAGGACAACUGCCCCAACCUUCCAAACUCAGGGCAAGAAGAUUAUGAUAAGGACGGAAUUGGAGAUGCUUGUGACGAUGAUGAUGACAACGAUGGCAUCCCUGAUGACAGGGACAACUGCCCAUUCAUUUACAAUCCCCGGCAGUACGACUACGACCGUGAUGACGUGGGUGACCGCUGUGACAACUGUCCUUACAAUAGUAACCCCGAUCAGACAGACACAGACAACAACGGAGAAGGCGAUGCCUGUACUGUGGACAUUGAUGGAGAUGGAAUACUGAAUGAGAAGGACAACUGCCCCUAUGUAUACAAUGUUGACCAGAGAGACACAGAUCUGGACGGAGUGGGAGACAUGUGCGAUAACUGUCCUCUAGAACAUAAUCCCGAUCAGGUGGAUUCAGAUGAUGACCGUGUGGGAGACAAGUGUGACAGUAAUCAGGACAUUGAUGAGGACGGACAUCAAAAUAAUCUGGACAACUGUCCCUACAUCCCCAAUGCCAACCAGGCCGACCACGACAAGGACGGAAAGGGAGAUGUUUGUGACCAUGACGACGACAACGAUGGCAUCCCAGAUGAGAAAGACAACUGCAGAUUGGUCUUUAAUCCUGAUCAGCUGGACUCUAAUGGUGAUGGCCGUGGAGAUGCUUGCAAAGAAGAUUUUGAUCAAGACAACGUUCCUGACAUCUAUGAUGUUUGUCCUGAAAACUUUGAUAUUAGUGAAACAGACUUUCGCAAGUUCCAAAUGGUUCCUCUGGAUCCAAAAGGCACCUCUCAGAUUGAUCCUAACUGGGUGGUCCGCCAUCAGGGCAAAGAGCUGGUUCAGACCGUCAACUGCGAUCCCGGCAUUGCUGUUGGUUACCAUGAGUUUAAUGCAGUGGACUUCAGUGGGACUUUCUUCAUCAACACGGAGAGGGAUGACGAUUAUGCCGGCUUUGUGUUUGGCUACCAAUCCAGCUCCAGGUUUUAUGUGGUUAUGUGGAAGCAGAUCACUCAGACCUACUGGUCAAAUAAACCAACCAAGGCUCAGGGCUACUCAGGCCUGUCCAUUAAAGUAGUUAACUCCACCACCGGCCCAGGAGAACACCUCAGAAAUGCUCUCUGGCACACAGGCAACACCCCAGGACAGGUCCGCACUCUGUGGCACGACCCAAAGAAUGUUGGAUGGAAGGACUUCACUGCCUACAGAUGGCAUCUGACCCACAGACCGAGAACAGGACAUAUUCGAGUUGUGAUGUAUGAGGGUAAGAAGAUCAUGGCUGACUCAGGUAGCAUCUACGACAAGACAUAUGCAGGUGGCAGGCUAGGUCUUUUUGUCUUCUCACAAGAGAUGGUAUACUUUUCAGACCUCAAUUAUGAAUGCAGAGAUGCAUAAAUGGGCAGCGCAGAAAUCUCUGAGGAAUGCACCUUUUUUGUAAAAAAAGUAAGAACUUAUAUAUCCUCCUGGAAAGUCCAGGAGCCGAUUUAUCUCCGCAACGCUUUCUUCUGUGGCACGCACACUCGGACGGGGCGAAGGGCAUGUGGUCACCCUCAGCGUAACUUGAAGUUGGUUUGGGCAGAGCGCCAACCAGCUGACUGCCAGUUGAGGAUCACAGAGCAGGGAGAGCUGGAGGGGGAAAAAAAGAUACAUAAAGCAAGCCCUGUGGCUUUGCAAGUAGGACACCAACACCUUUCUGUCCCAGCUCUGCCUGCUUUCCAGCUCCCUGAAAGACCUCAUUCUUCUCUGAGCGAGAACGGUUCCUCAUAGAAAACUGUGCACUUCCAAGCCUUUACAUCUCUCUCUGUCUUUCUUUUUCACCUCUUCAACCUGUGUGCCUUUCUACCUAACUUUCUGGACGGACAUCCCAAAGAGAAAAAAAGAAAAUAUUCCUUUUUCUUCACUAGAUUGGCCAGGAUGUAGUUUGUAAAAAUGGUACAACUCAAAGGAUGAAGAUAGCAUUAGCAUUUUAAAUGAUUGUUUUUCUUGUUAAGGACUUGUGUCUUAAAAAAAACUGUUGGAAGUGGACUGAGUCAGAAACAAGAGGAACAUCAUGUAGAUUUACAUGUUCACAAAUGUACUGUGUGUGGAAGACUAGCCAUGAAUGACACAAAGUUCUUUUACUCGCCUACCUAAGAAUCUCUGAGGAGAGGAAAAAUUCAGUUUAGGUUAACUCUAGUUUACAAGAAUCAUGAGCUUUGCUGAUGUCUGGUUUUUCACUCAGGAUUAGCUGGAAGUGAUGAUCUUCCAAUAUCAAAGCAAUAUGAAAUAUAUCUGGAUUAUCUACUACAAAAUUACCAGAGCCUGUGAACACAAAGCCAGGAUGCUUCAACAUGAUUCCCCACAUCGCAUCACAGCCUUGGUCAUCAAAGAGCUUUAUCUCCCUCAACCUUUGAGGAUUUCACUAUAAAAUGAUGUAAAUACAUCAAAUUUAUUGACUCUUGCCUACAAUGUAGGCAAUAAACAACAUUUUAAUACAUUGAAAAAUAAAGACAUUUUUCUAAUCACAGUAUCUUUGCCACAGUAAAAAACCAAAAUCAGGUACAGACUGUUGUCAGAUGCAGGAUGCUCAGAGUCCAUCACCUCCUGUUCAGCAAAGUGAAAUAGGCAUUUUCAGAUGAGGCUUUUUAAUAUCAAGUAUGUAACUUGUGCACCUUUCCUACAGAGAGAGAUGGAAAAACAAAGGAAAUCUUUGAUGUACAAAUAUUACCUCAUUGCUGUUCAUAAUCUGAUCAAAAAGAAAGAAACAACUUAAGUCUUUGUUUUUCGUAUUCCUUUGAAAUGACAUGCGUCUUAGCGCUACUGUAGCAUGAGCUGUAAAUAGUAAAGACAUUUCAUGUAGAAGAACACAUCAGAGAUCCUGGUCCUGUAAGGCACCCCAGUGAAAAUGGGAGAAUUCUUUUUUUUUUUUUUUUCCUUUACCAUGUAUGUCCAAUGCAGUUUUUCAGCAGAUAAAUUAUUGUUCUGUUUUGUCUUAGCUGUUUGUGAGAAGUUGAUGUGUGUGUGCAUGUGUGUAGAUAAAUGCUAUUUAAAUAAUUUAUCAGGAUCUGUCGCCUUACAAAAGGGGACAGUCCAUCUGUAUAAACGGUUUGCACACUGACAUGAGGAUGUUCUGUUCUUUAUCCUUUUUACUUUUUUUGGUAAUUGUAUCUCAAUGUUACUAUUAUUUUUGUACAAUUAGUUUUGCUUGUCUGUAAACAUUUUCUUAGUUGUACAAAGCAAAAAAAAAAUGCUGUUUUUAUUCAUAGCAACUAUUUUGUUACAUACUUAAAGAAAAUAAAUUGUUAAAACUC
Messenger RNA from Melanotaenia boesemani (Boeseman's rainbowfish), 5642 nucleotides. RefSeq names its product thrombospondin 1b (gene thbs1b). Bases 238 to 3747 code for a protein of 1169 amino acids. Gene Ontology annotation, cellular component: extracellular region. The record is from RefSeq and is a predicted model, not a curated record. Gene Ontology annotation, molecular function: protein binding; calcium ion binding. The transcript has 23 exons. Gene Ontology annotation, biological process: cell adhesion; negative regulation of angiogenesis. NCBI's taxonomy places the organism in Eukaryota, Metazoa, Chordata, Actinopteri, Atheriniformes, Melanotaeniidae.